Anolis sagrei ordinatus is the source of this 3059-nucleotide messenger RNA. The record is from RefSeq and is a predicted model, not a curated record. Lineage: Eukaryota; Metazoa; Chordata; Lepidosauria; Squamata; Anolidae.
AUGGAGAUGGGCGCCCCAGUGGGGCUGUUCGUCCUGCUGUUGCUUCUUGCAGAGCCUCGGCGGGUCCAUUCAGACUCCCCUGUUUCUCUGGAUCCACCUUUACUCAGUACCCAAACAUCUCUCAUUACUGUCACUGAAAAUGAUACACUACAAAUUACUUGCAGUGGUGAAAGAGCCUUGGAAUGGUUUUGGCCCAACAAUCAGACGAGUUCUGAAAACCGUGUGGCAGUGAUGGACUGUACGGAAAAUGUCUACUGUAAGCUCCUCACACUUAGCAAAGUAAAAGCCAAUGACACUGGAACCUACAAAUGCUUUUAUCGGGACAACCAUACAGCAGCAAGUGUUUAUGUCUAUGUGCAAGAAAAAUCUUUCAUUUAUUUGGGAAGAGUGCCAUCCUUGGUGGACACAAAAGUGGGUGAACCAGCUAAAAUUCCUGUGCUGUUCAGAGCUUAUCCAACACCAGAUGCAAAAAGGUAUAAAAAUGGAAACCCCAUUGCUGCAAAUCGUAUUGUUAAAUUCGGUUACUCCGUGACAAUUACUGAAACAAAUGAAAAAGAAGCUGGGAUUUAUACUGUUGUGCUGACCAAUCCCAUAAACAAGGAGCAGGAAAAAAAUACAUUUCAUCUGUUUGUGAAUGUUGCUCCUCAGAUUGGUGAGACUGUUCUUUUAGUUCCUGUGGAUUCUUAUAAAUAUGGCUCCACUUCUAUGUUAACAUGUGCAGUCAAUGCUGUUCCAGCAUCAGUCAAGAUUCAGUGGUGCUGGCAGUUGGAAGAAGAAUGUACUUUCAACCCUCACCAAGCUGGACUAGAAAACAAUCCUUAUUCCUGUAAGAAAUUGAAAGUUAUAACUGAUAGGAGAGAUGGGAAUCAGACUGAAAUAAUAAAACCUCGGUCUGCUAUUAUUGCUGGAAAAAAGAAGACCAUAAGCACUCUCGUCAUUCACACUACAAAUGUAUUUGCUCUGUAUAGAUGUGUGGCUAGUAAUAAAACUGGAGAAGGCAAGAGGGUGAAAUCCUUUCAUGUUUCCAGAGGUCUUGAAAUUAAUCUUCAGCCCCAAGGCCAGCCUACUGAGAGGCACAAUGUCUCCUUGCACUGCACGGCAGACAGACAGACUUUUGAGAACUUGACCUGGUUUAAGCUGAACCCUCGUGCCUCCAUGAUGAGACUUGGGAGGCUGCCCAUGCAUGUUUGCAAGAACCUGGAGGCUCUUCAGCAACAGAGUGCCAUGGCUUCAAGGGCCAACACGGAAAAAGUCACCAUGGAGCUCCUUCUCCAGAACAUUUCCCUACAAGAUAGUGGGGAUUAUGUGUGCAUCGCACAAGACAAAAAGACCAAAUUGAGACACUGUCUUGUCAAACACCUCACUGUUCAAGAAUUGGUGGUACCUACAAUUAUGGGAAACCUAGAGAAUCAAACAACAAGUAUUGGUGAAACAAUGCAAGUAUCAUGUGUAGCAAAUGGAAUCCCUUCCCCGCUCAUCACCUGGUUUAAAAACAAUAAAACUCUUGUUGAAGACUCAGGCAUUAUUUUGAAAGAUGGGAACAGGAAUCUAACCAUCCGAAGGGUAAGGAAAGAGGAUGAAGGGAUCUACACCUGCCAUGCCUGCAAUGUUCUGGGCUGCACAAAAGCAGUAGCAUUUUUUGAAGUGGAAGGGACUGAUGAGAAAACAAACCUCAAACUCAUUAUUCGGGUUGAAACUGCAGUAAUUGCCACGUUAUUCUGGUUGCUCCUUGUCAUCAUUCUAUGGAAGGUGAAACAGGCCAAAACCGAAGACCUGCCCAUCAUCAAGGACCCAAAUGAAGUCCCUCUGGAUGAGCAGAGUGAACAUCUUCCUUCUGAUGCCAGCAAGUGGGAGUUUCCCAGGGAGAGGCUCAAACUAGGUAAGCCACUAGGACYGGGAACAUUUGGCCAAGUUAUUGAAGCCAAUGCCUUUGGAAUUGACAAGGCUUCUGCUUGCCGAACGGUUGCUGUCAAAAUGCUUAAAGAGGGAGCAACAGACAGUGAACACAGGGCACUGAUGUCUGAGCUCAAAAUCCUCAUUCAUAUCGGUCAUCAUCUCAAUGUGGUUAAUAUACUGGGAGCCUGCACAAAACCAGGAGGUCCACUUAUGGUGAUUGUGGAACAUUGCAAAUUUGGAAAUUUGUCAGUGUAUUUACGAAGCAAACGAAGUGAUUUUAUUUCAUACAAGACUAAAAAAGAGAGGUUUGGACAUAAAAAUGGAGAGGAAUUGAAGAAACGCUUGGACAGUAUCACGAGUAGCCAAAGUUCAGCAAGUUCUGAGUUUGGAGUAGAGAGAUCCCUUACUGAUGUGGAAGAAGGAGAAGCAACAUCAGAAGAUCCUUAUAAAAAUGCUCUAACCUUGGAGGACCUUAUCUGCUACAGCUUCCAGGUGGCCCGGGGGAUGGAAUUCCUGGCCUCACGGAAAUGUGUCCACCGAGACCUGGCAKCUCRAAAUAUCCUUUUAUCAGAGAACAACAUUGUCAAAAUUKGUGAUUUUGGAUUGGCUCGGAAUAUGUACAAAGAUCYUGACUAUGUCAGCAAAGGAGAUGCUAGGUUACCCCUGAAAUGGAUGGCACCAGAAACAAUUUUUGACAGAGUGUACACAAUUCAGAGUGAUGUGUGGUCCUUUGGUAUAUUGCUGUGGGAAAUAUUUUCCUUAGGAGCUUCGCCAUAUCCUGGUGUUAAAUUUGAUGAGGAAUUCUGUAGAAGACUGAAAGAGGGGACACGAAUGCAGCCUCCGGAUUAUACAACACCUGAAAUUUAUCAGACCAUGUUGGACUGCUGGCUUGAAGAACCCAAACAGAGGCCAACUUUCUCAGAUUUAGUGAAACACCUGGGAAACUUACUGCAAGCAAGCGUACAUCAGGGUGGAAAGGACUAUGUUGACCUUCCUCAGAUUGCAUUGCUGAAUACUGAGGAAGAUUCUGAACGCUCUGCGCCAACUUUCCCUAUUCCUUGCAGAGAAGAAAAGGAACUCUGUAAUACUCAAUCUCAUUAUGACAGCACACUGGAAAUGAGGUUAGUAACAUAAGAGAUAUGUUAAGCAUUUCCACUUCAAUU